UCAAAAUGGCGGUGCGGCUCAGACGUGUGUGUUUGCGCUACCGCAGGAUACUCUUCGUCGCGCUGGGGAUUCUGCUUUUCCAGACUUUUAUAGCGUGGAACUUCUACACCAUCAGCCAGGAGGAAAGCGAGCGGAUACAGGAACUAAAGGACAGAAUAAAGCGCGAGUCGGAGAGCCGGCGGAAGAGAUCGCCGAGUGCCGGCUCCGUCGACUUGCGGGAAGUUUUGAAGGGUGAGGAGACCUCCACAGAACUGAAGAAGAGGAUACGUGGGAACUCCGGCACGAGAGAAAGCAAAUUUAACGACUCUCCCGACAGAAAAUCUGGAUCCAACAGUGACUUUUUACACCGUAACCCCGCCCUGGAAAACUCUGUACACAAAUAUGAUGCAGACUCUGAAAAGAAAGCGUCCAUCUGGAGGAAUUCCCCCGGGAGUAGCAAUAAGAGCAGAGACUUUUCCUACGUUCCCAAGUGUGAGAUCAAGGGGAAGGAUGCGGUGUCAGCCUUGUCUAGGGCAAAGACAGCACAGUGCAAACAGCAGCUGGCAGACACAGCAUGUCUGAUGCAGGAGGGGAAGCUGUUCCCGGAGUUCAUCCCCAGAUACUGUCCUGUAGAUGGUAAACCUGCACACAAGGUGCCCAUGGAGGAGGACUAUUUCCUACAUGGUCGAACUCCUGUCAGGAUUGCCUUUGUCAUGGUGGUACACGGGAGGGCCAUCAGACAGGUCAAGAGGUUACUCAAGGCCAUCUACCACCAGGACCACUACUAUCUCAUCCAUGUGGAUAAGCGGUCCCACUACCUGCACAGGGAGCUGCAGGAGGCCUUCCGACCGUACCACAACAUCCGCUUCACGACGUGGCGCAUGUCCACCAUCUGGGGCGGGGCCAGCCUGCUGCAGAUGCUGCUGCGCUGCAUGAACGACCUCCGCGCCAUGUACGACUGGAAGUGGGACUUCUUUAUCAACCUGAGUGGUACCGACUACCCCACCAAACCCAUUGACCAGCUGACAGCCUUCUUGACUCUCCAUCGUGAGGAAAACUUCCUCAAGUCUCACGGCAGGGAUGACAACAGCGCUAAAGCAACGACAUCGGGAAGUCGAAGUGAACCGUACCGUAAUCACAGGUUCAUCAAGAAGCAGGGGUUGGAUCGGGUGUUUUACGAGUGCGACACGCACAUGUGGCGACUCGGGGACCGCAAGAUUCCCGAGGGAAUCCUCAUCGAUGGCGGCAGCGACUGGGUGGCGCUGAACCGCGCCUUCUGUGACUAUGUCACGUCGUCUGACGACGAACUGGUCACAAGUUUGAAACACUUCUACAAGUACACACUUCUUCCUGCAGAGUCGUUCUUCCACACAGUGCUGGAGAACAGUGCCAUGUGCCUGUCCAUGGUAGAUAACAACCUGCGCAUCACCAACUGGAACCGUAAGCUGGGCUGUAAGUGUCAGUACAAGCACAUUGUGGACUGGUGCGGCUGUUCACCCAACGACUUCAAACCUGAUGACUUCCACAAACUACAGACCAACAGGCCGACAUUCUUUGCUCGUAAGUUUGAGGCUGUGGUAAACCAGGACGUCAUCAACCAGCUCGACUUCUUCCUGUACAACGAUCUAACAGCAUCCUCGCCCGGAAUCAACAGUUACUGGGAGAGUUUCUUCCAUCACAAGGAUCCCCACGAUAAACACACCGACACCUACAGGACACAUCUGGAGGCGUUCGCUCGCAUGGCGCAGCUGUCGCUACAGAGCGCCGUGUCGCAGUACGGGAAACGGAUGGAACAGAAGUGUCUGUACACGGUCAUCAGUCCGCCGCGGGAAGGCAGUAUCUACAUGCGCGGGGACCAGCUGCGAGGGCUGAUCGUCACGUUUGAUGUGGAGAGUGACGGAGGGGAGGAGACGUUAGAAGUGUGGGUGGUGCCCAGGAACAUGUACAAAAUGGUCAACCCCACGGGACCAAUAGGGAGGCUUCUAAGUCUAGAGGUUGGGUCAGAAUGGGACCUGAAAGAGCGCAUCUUUCGCAACAUGGGGCGUCUGAUUGGCCCACACGACAGCCCCACCGUCAUCCAGAGGUGGAGCAAGUCGGACGGCGCCAACUUCAUCGUCUCCAUCGUUUGGGUGGAUCCCGCCAACACCAUCGCCGCUUCGUACGACCUAACCGUAGAACCGGACGCGGAAUUCUCCUACCACACCCCUCCCUUCCAGAAACCAUUAAAACCGGGGGCGUGGCACGUCUACCUCUUACACCAUUGGAAGGUCGUGGCUGAGACUGCGUUUCUGGUCUCACCGAUGGCUUACAAAAACAACAGGCCUAUCAGCGCAGCCGAAGCCGCUACCACUCACGCGGGACCCUCCAACGGGACGUACAUCGACAGAGACUUCGUCAGCCUUAACAGCUUUCUAAAACUCAAAGAUGUGGAAAAGUUAGCGGCGGCGGCGAGGAUGAAUAGUUUGAAAGCGGGGCGGGAGUUGGAAGGCUGGAUUGAUCAGCUCGUGUCGGAGUUCUGGUCGGUGGCGGACGUCUGUUCCGUGGCACCCUUCCCAACAUGCAAUAUGGUGAAACAGUGCCAAGUGACGACGUGGAGCAGUUUCUCACCGGACACCAAGUCUCAGCUGGGGCCAGUCAUGCCAGACGGCAGGAUUAGGUGACACACAGGGGCAUCUAGUCCUGCCCAGUCAGACUAGACUACAAAUUUGCCAUUUUGUAUCCUUCUCCAGGAGAUUUCAAUUCUAGUUUGUUUAGUCUAAACUUAACCCCUGCAAGCUGACAGAAGAGUGUCAUGGAAUUAAAUAUUAUCAGCAUCAAGUCAUAGAUCAAUUCCAAUUUUACUGUAUACAUGUCAACUUUUUGAUAGCUACCACAUUUUGUGCUGUAGUAAGAUUAGAAAUGCUAAAGAAAUAUAAUUUUUUUAUCAUAUAAGUUUUCAGAACAUGUUCAGAACAAAUUGCCCUCGGACUACUAUGUGAUCUGUAAAAUUCCCAUCACCUAUCACAAAGACAGACACAAAGACUCAGAUGGAUAUAUUUUUAAUGAUUUUUUUUUGUCAUUCAGAUACAUUGUAUCCACCUGCUAAACAUUUUGCUUUUAUGAAUAUGAUCCAAGGCACUGGUGUGUACCAGAAAUAGGUUUGACCUGUUCAGAUUUUAUCUUGCUAUAAUUGAUUUGAACCAAGAAUCUAUAUUUUUGCAUUUUUCCCGCUUUUUUGCUGUUACUUAGUAGCAUUUUGUAACACAUGAAAAUAAUGUUUGUAGCGUGUGUUUGUAGAAUAAUGGCUCAUUAAUUUUCAGCCCCAGCAAGUUGAAUUUCUAUCAUUUUAAUGAUACGUUCUGAGUAUUAUUUGCAGCCAGUAGGUACCCAAUUUUUUUUAGUUAUGAGGCUGAUUUAUGUGCUCGAGGAACAUCCUAGAAAACAGGAUCCCCGUUUUACAUCCCUUCCACAAGACGAA
This is a messenger RNA of Branchiostoma floridae (Florida lancelet), 3436 nucleotides long. RefSeq names its product xylosyltransferase 1-like. The record is from RefSeq and is a predicted model, not a curated record. Bases 6 to 2639 code for a protein of 877 amino acids. Gene Ontology annotation, molecular function: protein xylosyltransferase activity. NCBI's taxonomy places the organism in Eukaryota, Metazoa, Chordata, Leptocardii, Amphioxiformes, Branchiostomatidae. Gene Ontology annotation, cellular component: membrane. Gene Ontology annotation, biological process: heparan sulfate proteoglycan biosynthetic process; chondroitin sulfate proteoglycan biosynthetic process. The transcript has 10 exons.